This is a messenger RNA of Dermacentor albipictus, 3408 nucleotides long. RefSeq names its product MLF1-adaptor molecule (gene Madm). Lineage: Eukaryota; Metazoa; Arthropoda; Arachnida; Ixodida; Ixodidae. Gene Ontology annotation, molecular function: ATP binding; protein serine/threonine kinase activity. Gene Ontology annotation, cellular component: endomembrane system; cytoplasm. The record is from RefSeq and is a predicted model, not a curated record. Gene Ontology annotation, biological process: protein phosphorylation; intracellular signal transduction.
UUACCGCCAACCAUCUAACAAGGAUAGCCCUACGCUAACUCAGCCUAAAUGGUGUAUUUAAUGGCGUGUGGACGGCGUUGUGCGUGCAUUGUGCGCUUUGCGUCGUGUUGGUAUACGCACCGUUUGACACGAUUUUAGUAUCGUUGGUAUCGUAUACAGCCUUAAAUCUGGUCCCGGUGGUGGUAGGCCCCUAUUUCGAUGUGUUCCGCAUGAUACAGCUUUCACGAAGCCUUCUGUUGCGACCAUGGGUGACGCGAAAGACAAGAUCCCUCAGGAAUCCAACGAACAGCGUGGGAGCGGCGACGAUUCCGAAGAUGAAAGCGAAGUCCUAGAAGAGAGCCCUUGUGGCCGAUGGCUCAAGCGGAGGGAAGAGGUUCAGCAGCGGGACAUUCCAGGCAUAGAUGCUGCCUACCUUGCAAUGGACACCGAUGAGGGUGUUGAGGUUGUCUGGAACGAAGUCAAGUUCUCUGAAAGAAAAAAUUUCAAGGCCAAAGAGGAGAAAAUACGUGAGGUCUUUGACAGCUUGGCUCAACUUGAGCACCCAAACAUAGUCAAGAUCCACAAGUACUGGAUGGACAAGGACUCGGAAAAGCCAAGAGUCAUUUUCAUCACUGAGUACAUGUCCAGCGGAUCGCUGAAGCAGUUCCUAAAGAAAACGAAGCGAAAUGUCAUCAAGCUCCCCCUGCAGGCAUGGAAGAGAUGGUGCAACCAGAUUCUCUCGGCCCUAAGUUACCUCCACUCUUGUCAGCCACCCAUCCUGCACGGGAAUAUGACAUGCGACACCAUUUUCAUCCAGCACAACGGCCUCGUCAAGAUUGGAUCUGGCUCUCUUGCGUGUGCAAGACUUGCUACUAUCUCUUAUGGUGAAAUUACCCCACAUGUGGCGCCUGAUGCAAUCAACCACCAUGUCAAGACUUUUCGUGAAAACAUCAAGAAUGUGCACUUUGUGGCGCCCGAGUAUGGAAGUAAGUCGACUGCACCUGUUGUAACACCCGCUGCUGACAUAUACUCGUUUGGGAUGUGUGCUCUCGAGAUGGCAGCACUGGAGAUUCCUGGAAAUGGUGAUUCGGGCACGCAAAUCACCGAAGAAGUCGUCAACAAGACGAUCGAGUCUUUAGAAAACGUUCAGCAAAAGGACUUUAUCCGCAAGUGCCUGCGAAAAAAUCCGCUGGAGAGGCCAACUGCCAGGGAGCUGCUUUUUCAUCCAGUCAUCUUUGAGGUUCACUCCUUGCAAGUCCUGGCAGCACAUGUCAUCAUCGAAAGUGCCUCUUAUCACCCAGACCAACUGACGGAUGAGGCCGUGAUUUCGAGGUACAGCCAGGCAGACAUCGUUGCCGAGAUUACUCACCGGGACGGCAGGGUUGGCGUGCAGCUGCGAAAGAAUGAGGUGCCCAAGCUGGAGCUGGAGAAGCUGCUGGAAGAUGUCAGAAAUGGCAUCUACCCCUUGACGGCAUUUGUAAUGUCGCACCAGCCAGUCGUGAGGCCCCGGGCAUCAUCACCUGAGGUGUCCGAGUCUGUCCAGUCCGCAUCACCAGAACCGUUCGACGCUGAGACGCGCCGCAUUAUAAACAUGAUGUGCAACAUCAAGCAGCAAGACGAAUCUCAAAACUUUGUUAUGACACUCUUGCUGCGUAUGGACGACAAAAUGAAUCGCCAAUUGACUUGUGAGCUCAGCAUAAAGGACACGCCAUCAGUGCUGGCCACAGAGCUGGUUCACUAUGGCUUCAUCAACAAGGAUGACAGGAAUAUGGUGGAGGUUCUGAUCCAGGACACGCUAAGCCGCAGCCACAUUCCAGGCAUCUCCAAUCAAGGUCAAGGAGCCCCAAUUUCCGUCGGUGCCGCGUGACCUCCCGCCUCGAGACCAUCCUCUUUAGUCAUGGUGCCGUCUCUUUAGAGUGGACUCCGGGGGGGCGAGAGAGAUGGGGCUGGUGAUGUCUGUGCCUGUGUGGGGUGUGCUUGCCCAAGGAACUGCUAGCUUCUUGAGGAACUGCUAGCUUUCUUUCUAGUGUGUGCAUGUGUGAAAGCGGUUGCUCGUGCAGCAAUUGCAAUGUCGACCGCUCCCACUUGCCUUGCGAAUAAAGGUGGGGUUUCUCAAGGUCAGUCAAAGGCCAUCUGCGAGUUCGGCCUUCCCCAAUUUUUUUCUUUCGUUCUUUUUUGGCUUCGGAAGGAGCAAGCUGGGGCCAAGUGCUCGCGUACUGUACAGAAGUUUGUAUAUCGUGGAGUGAGGUGGAAACUUGAGCUGAAGAGAGAGGAUCAGGGGAAGGGUUCUAGUGCAAUAGGUUGUAUCAUGCUAGAGCACCAUUUGUACUAGCCAUAUUUUGCGUUACGCUGCUCUGACAACCUCGUCUGUGCUGCCAGUGCUUGCCGCAUCGGCACAAGCAACAGCUGCCAAAAGAAACUUGUAUGACGUGCCCUUGUUUAAGGCUACCAGAACUUGCUUUAGAUGAGCUCUUGUACUGAGCAUUCCCAAUGCGGCACAGUCCUUAUGCAGUAUACUAGUCCUUGUUAGCAGCCCGCAGUAGUGCUGGCACGAGACGAAAUCUAUUGGCAGAUGAAGCGACUUCCAGGGGGACACGUCUUUCCACAGCUUCGAAAAUGUUGUGGAACACUGCUCCUGAGAAGGCAUGCACUGCACUGGCACUACAGUCGCUUAUUAAUCGAAGCAGCGCAUUUAGUCUUUGUUUGCUGCCCCCCCCCCUCUCUCUCCCCAGUACUGUACAAAGGUUGUCAGGAUAACCGCAAGAACGCUAUUGUCAUUUUGCAUGAUAGCAUAAGGGAUAGCACAUGCCUUGGAAAGCUGAACGUGCAUUCCCGCUUCCUUUUUACAAUGUUGUUUGUAUGAAAAGCAAAAGAAGGCCUUAAAAAAAAAAAAAUCCUUUUGUUUUUUUUCUCUGCACUGGACUUGGGCUAGGUGCCAUCUUCAUUGUGCCACUUUUUUUAGCCGUAGUGUGUCUUAAACUGAUGUCACACUGUCACAUUUUCGAUUGCAAGGCUCAGUCGCCAUCAAAAGUAGCUAUGUCACACUAAUGUUAGUGCAAAAUUAUUUUUACCAAGAGUGGGCGCAGUAGCUUACAUCACGGUUUGCUUGGUGGAGAUGUUUGCGAGAACAAGAGGUGGUCACCCGCAUGACAAUUGGAGUAUGCUUUAGUGAGCUGUCAGUUAUGCAUUAGCCUUCAUUUGGCAUUCUCUAGUGGUGCAUUAUGGUUGCCAGGAACAAAAAGGGUGGGCUUUCAGCUGGUUACCAGGCCUGUAUUUUUGCUUUUUACCAGAUAUGCAGCUGAAGGGUGCGGCCUUUCUUUACCUUUCUUUUUUUUGCCUGGUUUAAAGGUGUCUCGCUUCAAUUUUUUGUUUCUGUGAAUAGAAUUUGUCUGCCACAGGGGACUAUGAAUAAAAAUUUAAGCCUUCACA